GAAAUCUGUUUUGCCCACAGUUUCGCUUGGGGUUGCACAAAGUUCGCACGACGUUACCUUGGCUGCGGCACUGCGGAAAGCAUGGCAAACGCUUUAGUUGAUAUUCCACAAGCUGAGUGGAGUGAGCUGCGCGAACUCUACGUAGGCCAAAAGAAGCUAGCCUCUGCUUACAAUACGUUGCAAUGUCUGAUUGACUGGAAAACGCAGGACGAUGAGCUCGAAAUUAAUAUAUAUUCUUUAAAUGGGGAUUGGCGUAGCGAUGGCACCUUUGUGGCUAUUAAAAAGAAACCUGUAACCUAUGUGUUUAUCAACACUUUGAGUGACAAUCAAGAGCGUUUGCUUACAGCGCUUAGAACGCUGAAGAACAAAGAACCACUACUGGUAUUUGGCUACCCCGAACGUCUCAUGCCGACCGUUGAGCAAUACUUUGUAGACAGAGGUGGAAAGAAAGAGGAUUUCAUAUCAGAUGGUACGGCUUGGUAUCACAUCGACAGGGAGAAGGCGACUCAGUUCACAGUAGAUGUGCCUGAGGGUUUUACUCUACGGCGAGUGCAACCCAAAAAUGCCGAGCAGGUGAAUAGCGUGUGGCCGCAUCGUAUGCCUAACACUGUACUGUUCGUGGAACGUAUGAUUCGUAACGCUGACAGCGUGGGUGUCUACGAUGCAUCAGAUAACUUGGUGGCCUGGUGUUUGCGAUUACCGAUCGGUUCGUUGGGUUUACUGCAAGUAUUGGAGUCUCACAAGCGCAUGGGAUUUGGUAGUUUGGUAGUGCGCUCAAUAUCCAAAUUGAUUGCAUCCAAAGGACUUGAAGUCACCGCCCCCGUUGUCUUCCAAAAUGUGGCAUCACGCUCAAUGUUCGAAAAACUGGGCUUCAAGGUAAUCGAUAACGUUUAUUGGUCCCCCUUACCGGAAGCAAAGUAAAUUUUAAAUAUAUAAAUGUUAGUGCUGCAGUGAAAGCUUGUCAAAUAAGUGAUUACCAUGAGUUACAUGUCUAAUAAAAAGUAUUAUUGAAAGGA
This is a messenger RNA of Zeugodacus cucurbitae (melon fly), 1016 nucleotides long. RefSeq lists its product as uncharacterized. The transcript has 4 exons. The record is from RefSeq and is a predicted model, not a curated record. The coding region runs from base 82 to 921 and encodes 279 amino acids. NCBI's taxonomy places the organism in Eukaryota, Metazoa, Arthropoda, Insecta, Diptera, Tephritidae. Gene Ontology annotation, molecular function: acyltransferase activity, transferring groups other than amino-acyl groups.